UGGCCCGCUCUAUUAAACGGGUUUUUUUUUUUUUUUUUCUGCCGAGAGCCACCCGCAGCGUCGGAGCUCCUGGCGAACGGCGGUUGCAGUUGUCCGGCUAGGGUUUUUCAGUUCCUUUUCCCUCCUCUCUGUCCACAUGCAGUCAUCAGCCCAUAGAGACAUGGCCAGUGCCAACACAGGACCCUCGCACCCAUACUGGCCUCAGCACAUGAAGCUGGACCACUAUGUGCCUAACGACCUUUCCUCCUGGUAUAUCGUGACUGUCCUGUUCACUGUCUUUGGGGCACUAGUCGCGACCAUGUGGCUGUUGUCCAGUCGUGCUUCAGUUGUCCCACUGGGGACAUGGCGGCGACUGUCCCUGUGCUGGUUUGCAGUGUGUGCAUUCGUCCACUUGGUGAUUGAGGGCUGGUUUGCUCUCUACCACGAGGCCAUUCUUGGAGACCAAGCCUUCUUAUCGCAGCUCUGGAAAGAGUAUGCUAAGGGAGACAGCCGAUACAUCAUCGAUGACAACUUCACCAUCUGUAUGGAGAGCGUCACGGCUUGCAUGUGGGGACCACUGAGCCUGUGGGUGGUGAUCGCCUUUCUCCGCCAGCAACCCUCCCGCUACAUCCUACAGUUCGUGAUCUCUUUGGGCCAGUUCUAUGGGGAUGUACUCUACUUCCUGACAGAGUACCGCGAUGGAUUCCAACAUGGGGAGCUGGGCCACCCUGUCUAUUUCUGGUUUUAUUUCUUCUUCAUGAAUGCCCUAUGGCUGGUGAUACCUGGAGUCCUCAUUUUUGAUUCCAUGAAGCAGUUCUAUGGGGCCCAGAGCGCACUGGACACCAAGGUGAUGAAAGCUAAGGGCAAACAGAACUAAUGAAUGGACGGAAGAGCGGCGAGAGGUGCUCCCGCUCACCAGGAGAGUCCAGGCCUCCACCAGCUGGAGGGACAAUCAGGCUGAUGGUGGGCGUGGAAAGGGCCAGAGACGGGAAGAAAGGGCUAUGUGGAGCUACUGCUCGGAGCCAUUGAGAAGAUAUCAGAGAAGCCAGGAGGUCUGUGGUGGUGGUAGUUUUUUAAAUCAGGAAAUAAAAGGUCUUAACUCUUAA
Molecule: messenger RNA, 1085 nt
Organism: Chinchilla lanigera (long-tailed chinchilla)
Lineage: Eukaryota; Metazoa; Chordata; Mammalia; Rodentia; Chinchillidae
Gene: Ebp
Product: emopamil binding protein (sterol isomerase)
Exons: 5
Coding region: 137-856 (239 amino acids)
Biological process (GO): cholesterol biosynthetic process
Cellular component (GO): membrane; endoplasmic reticulum
Molecular function (GO): cholestenol delta-isomerase activity; steroid Delta-isomerase activity; C-8 sterol isomerase activity
Source: RefSeq, a predicted model, not a curated record